AUGACCGCACUUGUCAUGCUGAUGGUCAAGUCCUCCUUAGAGGCGGUCCCCUCGGGCCGGCUGAUGUUGGGGUUCCAGGCGCCCCUAAACGCCUCGUACCCGUUCAGCGCCCGCCGCCUGGGCUCGGCUGCCACCCUCGCCACCGAGCGCGUCAACGCCAACCGCGCGCUGCUAGGCAACCUGACGCUGGAGGUGGCGUUCGUGGACACCGGCUGUGACGCCAAGACGGCGCUGCGUUCCCUCAUCCACCUGCACUGGGACAGCAACAUCUCCGCACUGUUCGGACCGCCCUGCCCUGAGGAGGCUGAGGUCACAGGCCUGCUGGCGUCCAGCUGGAGCGUGCCCAUGUUUGGCUUCGUGGGUCAGUCCCACAAGAUGGACAACGCCGCCGUCUACGACAGCUACAUCAAGGUGGUCCCCCCGCUCAAGAGGAUUGGUGAGGUCCUGGUCAAGGCCCUGGACUUCUUUGGGUGGAACCACGUGGCCAUGCUGGGGGGGGGAGCGGACUCCAACACCUGGAACAGGGUGGACGCGCUGUGGAGGGCCGUGGAGGAGGAGCUACGCGACAAGAAGGUCGUCACGGCAGCCGUCAAGUUCGACUCCAGCAACGACGCCCUGGUCCAGAAAAACAUCAGAUACAUAGCAACCGUCGCUAGGGUGGUGGUGGUGUUGACCACUGCGGAGGACUCCAUGUCUCUGCUCCUGGAGGCUCGACGGCAGGGCCUGAUGUCGGGGGAAUACGUCUUCAUUCUCGUCCAGCAGUUUGAGGACAACAUGUGGAAGUCUGCGGUGAGUAGGGGCGGAGAGAACAUGGUGCGGGCCUUCGACAUGGUCUUCGUCAUUGCCCAGAAGAGCUACGAGGGCUACGAGUACUACGACUUCUUCCAGCAGGUCCACGCCAGGCUGACCGAUGCCCCGUUCUACAGCAACCUGACCUCUGACAUAGAGGUGAGUCCUUAUGCAGCGUACCUGCAUGACGCGGUGCUUCUGUACGCCAUGGGGCUGAAGGAGGUGAUGACCGAUGGAAUGGACCCACGAGAUGGACGAGAAGUCCUCAAGAGACUCAAACACAAGGCCAACAUCAGAUUUCAGGGAGCGUCCGGACUGGUCCACUUUGAUGAGGAGGGGGAGCGGAAUGUGGACUACUCGCUGUACGACCUGCAGCCCGACGGAGACUCCGUCAAGUUCGUCUCCGUGCUCGACUUCGACAGCCAGACGAAGAUGAUGAGGCAGACGCCCAGGUUCAUGUCCGUGUUCUGGCCAAUGGGAAAGCUUCCUACUGACAACCCACUCUGUGGUUUCAACAACGAGCUCUGUGAAUGGCUGUACAACGAUAAGAUGAUGGUGUUGCUGCUGGUGCUGAUGCCUCUGAUGGGUGGAGCUGCGCUGCUCUUCAUCACCGUGCUCACCCUCCAGAAGGUGCGUCUCCAGGGGCGACUAGACGACGCGCGCUGGUGGCAGAUCAACUACAGCGACAUCACCAUCAUCAAAGAGCCCAAGGGUAUGCCUAGCCAGUCUCUGAGCACGACCAUCAGCAAGAGUGCCAGUGGAGGCUCCCAGACCAUCCGGUCCAGCAACAGCCUGCGGGACCCCAGGAGCCAGGACAGCAUCUACAUCACCGUCGGCCUCUACCAGGGGAACCAGGUGGCCAUCAAGUACCUGAAGAACCAGGCGGUGUCCGACGUCAGGAAGCCCUCUGUGAUCCAGGAGUUUAACGUGAUGAGGGAGCUGAAACAUGAGAAUCUGGUGCAGUUCUUUGGUGUGUGCAUCGAGCCUCCCAACGUGUGUCUGGUCAUUCAGUACUGUAAGAAGGGCAGCCUCAAGGAUGUUUUGAGAAACUCUGACGUGGAGUUGGACUGGAUGUUUAAGCUGUCUUUUGCCUAUGACAUUGUCAAUGGUAUGGAGUUCCUGCAUAAGAGCAGUCUGAGGUCGCAUGGGAACUUGAAGUUGUCCACGUGUCUGGUGGACAGUCGUCUGCAGGUCAAGCUGUCCGGCUUCGGCCUCUGGGAACUCAAGCAUGGGUGCAAACACAGACUCAUCCCUAUAGACAACCCCUGCUUUGAGGACCUGUACUGGACGGCUCCAGAGCUGUUGAGGGAUGUGUAUUUCCCCUCUAACGGGACGCAGAAGGGGGAUGUGUACAGCUUCGCCAUCAUCAUGAGAGAGAUCCUCUUCAGCACCGAGGAGGGCCCUUUCCAUGGCAACAAGCUGCAGCCCAAAGAGAUCAUAGGUCUGCUGCGGAGUCCUCCCCCCAGUGGCCCCCUCCGUCCACACCUGGCCACCCACAUGCUACCUGCACAGGUGAAGGGGGAGGGGCUUGUGGAGCUGCUGCAGGUGUGUUGGAGUGAGAACCCCGACCUGAGACCACCUUUCAGCACCAUCAGACGACACCUGAGAGAGGCCAGCCCCGACAGCCACACUAACAUCCUGGACAACAUGGUGAGUAAGCUGGAGAAGUACGCUAACCACCUGGAGGAGGUGGUGGAGGAACGGACCAAUCAGCUCACAGCUGAGAAGACCCGCGCAGACAAACUCCUCUCCAGCAUGUUGCCCAGGUACAUUGCGGAGCAGCUGAUGUCUGGCCAGACGGUGGCGCCCCAGAGCUAUGACAUGGUGUCCAUCUUCUUCUCCGACAUCGUGGGCUUCACCUCCAUGUGCUCCGUCAGCUCCGCCAUGGAGGUGGUGGCGCUGCUCAACGACCUCUACACACUGUUCGACGACAUCAUCACCAUCUACGACGUCUACAAGGUGGAAACCAUUGGCGACGCCUACAUGGUGGCCAGUGGGCUCCCCAUCGUCAACGGCAACAAGCAUGCGGACGAGAUCUCCACCAUGGCGCUGCACUUCCUGGCAGCGAUCCAGCUGUUUAAGAUCCGCCACAUGCCCACCGAGAGACUGGCACUACGCGUGGGCAUCAACUCAGGUCCAGUGGUGGCGGGGGUGGUGGGCACCUCCAUGCCCAGAUACUGCCUGUUUGGGGACACGGUCAACAUGGCCUCCAGGAUGGAGAGCAACAGCCUGCCCCUGAAGAUCCAUAUCUCCCAGAGCACAGCAGACAUCCUGAGGGAGAUGGGCGUCUUCGAGCUCGAGGAGAGAGGAGACAUGGACAUCAAGGGGAAAGGCAAUCAGAAGACAUUCUGGCUGAAGAGUAAGAAGGGGUUUGUGUACCCCCCUAAAGACAGUCCCGGAACCACCAGCCACAAAGCUGCCCUGGAGCAACCAGGACACAGUACCACGGACACAACAGGUCUCCAAGGCAACCUAGGAACUGGCUCUGGACUCUACUGCCCCCUCCUGGACGCUAUAACGGUGCUGAAAGAGUGA
Sardina pilchardus (European sardine) is the source of this 3324-nucleotide messenger RNA. RefSeq names its product guanylate cyclase 2g (gene gucy2g). The transcript has 23 exons. Gene Ontology annotation, biological process: protein phosphorylation; cGMP biosynthetic process; intracellular signal transduction. The coding region runs from base 1 to 3324 and encodes 1107 amino acids. Gene Ontology annotation, molecular function: peptide receptor activity; adenylate cyclase activity; protein kinase activity. Gene Ontology annotation, cellular component: plasma membrane. Lineage: Eukaryota; Metazoa; Chordata; Actinopteri; Clupeiformes; Clupeidae. The record is from RefSeq and is a predicted model, not a curated record.